AAUUAAAAAGAAAAAAAAAACAGAGAGAAAUCAUGUUCCAAUUGAGUUUCUCAAUCCUACAAGAACACUAUCACAUGAAAGAUUCCAAAGAUUGGGGUGUUGGAAUGUGAGAACUCUCCAGGGAACGAGGGAAUAGAGACAGGUGUCUAGAUUUUGUCCAGAUUUAGAGAAAGUUUAGGUCAAGCACAAGCACUACCAAGGGGCAGCACCAGCAACCAUCCUGGAAAAAGCAUUUGCUUUUUAUCUGACAAUCAAUUUGUCCCUCACCUCUCAGUUCCACACUGUUGUUGGUAGUGAGUAGUUCUCACUUCCAUCUCUCUCAACUUCCCAUACCCACACUUCUCUGUCCCUUACGACUCUCCUUUGGGAUCAAAGCAAACCCAAAUGAGCAAAUGAAAGAUUAUUGCAAAAGAAGUCCAGAAGGGAGAAAAAUGACAGCCCCAAGGGCAAGAAUCAUUGGAUCAUCACCAUUUGUUCGUGCAAUGGUGAUGAUGAUGAUGAUAUUUUCAGGGUUUGUUUUAGUGGCAGAAUCAGUAAUAGGGGUAAACUGGGGGACACUGUCAUUCCACAAGCUGAAGCCAUCAACCGUGGUGGAUCUGCUGAAGGACAACAACAUACAAAAAGUGAAGCUUUUUGAAGCUGACCCAUUAGUGUUGAGAGCUUUGAUGGGGAGUGGGAUUCAAGUCAUGGUUGGGAUACCAAAUGAGAUGUUGGCUACGCUCAGCUUUUCCCCUGCGGCUGCUGAUUUGUGGGUUCGUCAGAAUGUCUCUACUUAUAUAGGCAAAGGUGGUGCUGAUAUCAGGUAUAUCGCUGUAGGAAAUGAACCCUUCCUUACAAGUUACGCAGGUCAAUUUCAGUCCUAUGUAGUCCCUGCUAUGGUCAAUUUGCAGCAGUCUUUGGCCAGAGCAAAUCUUGCAGGAUACGUAAAGUUAGUAGUCCCUUGUAAUGCUGAUGCCUAUGAAUCCAAUGUUCCUUCUCAAGGGGCAUUUCGACCGGAGCUGAGUCAAAUUAUGACUCAACUUGUUUCUUUCCUAAACUCAAAUGGUUCUCCAUUUGUAGUUAAUAUUUAUCCAUUUCUAAGCCUCUACGGGAACUCAGAUUUUCCACAAGAUUAUGCAUUCUUUGAGGGUACUACACAUCCUGUUAUAGACGGUUCCAACACUUACUAUAAUGCAUUUGAUGGAAAUUUUGACACAUUAGUUGCGGCCCUCAGUAAAAUUGGAUAUGGGCAGAUGCCCAUAGUCAUUGGGGAGGUGGGUUGGCCUACAGAUGGAGCGGUUGGUGCAAAUCUCACUGCUGCUAGGGUUUUCAACCAAGGCCUGAUCAAUCAAGUGCUAAGUAACAAAGGAACCCCUCUUAGGCCGGGUGUUCCACCUAUGGAUAUCUAUCUUUUCAGUCUACUUGAUGAGGGGGCAAAGAGCACUCUUCCAGGAAACUUUGAACGGCACUGGGGGAUUUUCUCCUUUGAUGGCCAGGCUAAAUAUGCACUAAACCUUGGUUUGGGCAACAAGAAGUUAAAGAAUGCCAGGAAUGUUCAGUAUCUCCCAUCUAGAUGGUGUGUUGCAAGCCCGUCUAAGGAUCUCUCUGAUGUGGCAAAUCACAUGAAAGUCGCUUGUAACGUCGCGGAUUGCACUACACUUGACUAUGGGGGAUCAUGUAAUAGCAUUGGAGCAAAGGGAAAUAUUUCGUAUGCAUUCAACAGUUACUAUCAGUUGCAAAUGCAGAACGAACAAAGUUGUAAUUUUGAUGGACUUGGUGUGGUCACUUUUCUAGAUCCUUCAGUUGGUGACUGUAGGUUUCUUGUUGGUGUCACUGAUACCAGUUCAAGUUUUAGACCAUAUCAAAGGUGGGUAAUGAGCUGGAUUUUAAUUUUAUGGCAAGUUUGGGCCUUUAGGAUAUGAAAAAGACAAAGCAGUUUCUAGGCGGGUUUUUCGGGGUCCCCUCUUAUGAAGCUGAUAAUGUCAACAUAGGAUAUAGAGCGCUAGAGUCAUUUAUAUAUUCAAAUGAUUGCAGAUUAUUGUAGUAUAUCAUUGUAUGAUGUAAGAAAAAGGAGACUCGCAUACGUUAAAUUAUCUACUCAUUGCCUUGAUUGAUAUGCAGAACUACCUUUCUUGAUA
Molecule: messenger RNA, 2117 nt
Organism: Theobroma cacao (cacao)
Lineage: Eukaryota; Viridiplantae; Streptophyta; Magnoliopsida; Malvales; Malvaceae
Product: O-Glycosyl hydrolases family 17 protein
Biological process (GO): carbohydrate metabolic process
Molecular function (GO): hydrolase activity, hydrolyzing O-glycosyl compounds
Source: RefSeq, a predicted model, not a curated record